UCGAGUGAACUUUUGACCCACCGAAGGAACGAGACUGACGGAAAAUUGCAUCCGAAAGAGGGGAACGACUUGACAUCAGAUGGUUAAAUCGGAAAGAGGGGAAGGAAAGACGAACUGAGGGAGCGAGAAUGACGGAAAAUUGCAUCCGAAGCGUCGUAGAAGCCAUUCACUCCUCGCGUUACCAAGCCGUUCUCCAUCUCGCCGGCGGAGCUUCUCAGGUGGUAGGUUUAUUGCUAUCUGUUCCUGGUGCUUCAAAUACUGUGCUCGAAGUUGUGGUUCCUUACUCUAAGAUGUCUCUCAUACAAUUACUCGGAAAGAUUCCGUCCCAGUUUUGUAGCCAACAGACAGCUGAAGAUAUGGCUUCAUUGGCUUAUAAUCGCGCUCUUAAGCUCUCCAAACCAGGAUCCCCAGUUAUUGGUGUGGGUUUCACUGGUUCUUUGGCUAGCAGUCGUUCAAAACUUGGGGAACAUAGAUUUUAUAUGUCAACAAGGACAGCUGACCAACUUUGGAUAUCAAGAGUGACCUUGACUAAGGGGCAUCGCACUCGAGAAGAAGAGGAUAGAGUUUCUAGUCUUCUUUUGAUCAAGGCAAUUGCAAAUGCAUGCAAAGUUUCAGCAACAUCUGUUUCUGUGUUGAGUGAAUCAGAUGUAUCCGAUGAAUGUGAAACACAAUUCAAUGAAGAUCAACAAUUAGAACAACUUAUAAAUGGUCAAAUAUGCUUUAAAAUUUACCCAUUUGCAAAUGAGACACCAUCCGAAAGGAAAAUAAUAAUGCCUGGUUCUUUCAAUCCAUUACACGAUGGGCAUAUCAAGCUUAUGGAAGUUGCUAUUCGCAUUUGUGGUGAUGGGUAUCCUUGCUUUGAAAUAUCUGCAAUCAAUGCAGACAAACCUCCGUUAUCAGUGUCUCAGAUCAAAGAUCGCAUUAAGCAAUUUGAAAAAGUUGGAAAGGCAGUAAUUAUAUCCAAUCAGCCUUAUUUUUAUAAGAAGGCUGAACUUUUUCCAGGCAGUGCUUUUGUAAUUGGUGCUGACACAGCAGUGAGGCUUAUUAAUCCUAAAUACUAUGAUGGUGACUACAACAAGAUGCUGAAGAUUCUUGUUGGUUGUAAAGAAACAGGAUGCACUUUCCUUGUGGGUGGUCGGAAUGUAGAUGGUGCUUUCAAGGUUCUAGACGAUAUCGAUGUUCCAGAAGAACUGAAAGACAUGUUCAUCUCCAUUCCAGCCGAACAGUUCCGCAUGGAUAUAUCUUCCACUGAAAUAAGAAAAAGAAGUGGGAUGUAAAUAAUUUUAUUGACUAAUCAAGGAUGAAAUCACCAACACAAAAGAGAGGGAGCAGGAAUGUUAUUUGAACUAUCAUUGUCAUACUAUUUUGUUAUAGAAUAAACAGAAGUACUUUUCAGGGCGAAGACACGACACUUGAUUCAUAAUACAUGAAGUCCCGUAUGUGUAAAACAUGUACUGAAUAUUCAUGCAUGAGACACAACACUCCUAAUCCGAAAGGGAGAUAUGUCUGUAUAGUGUCCAUGCUUAGUUUUUUGUAGCUGUAAAAGACAAUAAUGUCUCUGUGCACCGUAGAUGACUUUGAUUUGUGUUAGUGUGUAUUGUGAAAGAGUGAAGGAUAUGAUGUAGAUACGAUGGUUUUAGUUAGUGGAGUUUGAGAAGAAUGUUCGUAUCUUAAAUCUU
This is a messenger RNA of Cajanus cajan (pigeon pea), 1679 nucleotides long. Its product is annotated as Nucleotidylyl transferase superfamily protein. Lineage: Eukaryota; Viridiplantae; Streptophyta; Magnoliopsida; Fabales; Fabaceae. The record is from RefSeq and is a predicted model, not a curated record. Gene Ontology annotation, cellular component: nucleus; cytoplasm. Gene Ontology annotation, molecular function: ATP hydrolysis activity; nicotinamide-nucleotide adenylyltransferase activity.